AUAUCGUAUAUAUUGAAAUAAAGAUGAAAAUGGAGGUUGAAAUUAUUUCCGAAGAGUGCAUCAAACCAUCUUCUCCAACACCCCCAAACCUAAGAACCCACAAGCUCUCCCUCUUGGACCAGUUCAUUCCUUCCCUUUAUAUUCCUAUUAUCCUCUUCUAUCCCAUGAACCAAAGCACAAGCCAUGCUGUUAACGUUGUUGAUAUUGUCUCUCAAAGAUCACUCAUGCUAAAGCAAUCCCUAUCAAAAACCCUAACUCGCUUUUACCCAUUUGCUGGCAAAAUCAAAGACAAUCUCUCCAUCGAUUGUAAUGAUGAGGGAGCUUUGUAUUUAGAAGCUCGUGCAAAUUGUCUUCUUGUUGACUACCUCAACCAACCUAAUGUUCCCUCAUCAUUGCAAACAUUUCUUCCCCAAGAGAUCUCUUGGAAACAGGCAAUUGCGGGAGAUCAUGUAGCUAUGAUAAAGGUGACCAGCUUUGCAUGUGGCGGUAUUGCGAUUGGUGUCCUUGUUUCGCACAUGAUCGCUGAUGGAACUGCCAUGAGUGUCUUUCUCAAAGGUUGGGCUGCCAGUAGUGCUCAUAAGGAUUGUGAACAUCUGUGCCCUAAUUUUGAUGCCCCAUCAGUUUUCAUACAAAGCGAUGCAUUCUCUAAAGAAGCAGCUAUGGCGGCUUUUUCCAAGUCCUUCAAAUCAGGCAAUUGUAUUGUAAGGAGAUUUGUGUUUGAUGCCUCAGCCAUUGCAUCACUUAAAGCCAAAGCCACCAGCUCAAGCGUGCAACACCCAACAAGAGUUGAGGUUGUGUCGGCAUUCCUAUGGAAAUGCACCAUGACUGCCUUCCAGGCCACUUCUGGUAUUCAAAGGCCAACCUUUAUUAGCCAUGUAGUGAAUUUGCGUCGCCGAGCAAAUCCGCCAUUCACGGAAUCUUCCAUGGGAAAUAUAAUUUGGGGAACAGACGCAUUAUGCACGGCUGAAGAGAUAGAUUUAGCUUGCAUGGUGAGCAAGCUUAGAGAAGCCAUAAUGAAAAUCAAUCCUGAUUUUGUAAAAAGCCUACAAGGUGAUGGAGGGUUUUUCAAACUUUGUGAGGUUUUCAAAGCAAGGACUGGAGCUCUCUCGAGUAUAGAAUGUUCUGGUGGAAUGGAUUACAUUGCGUUUACCAGCUGGUUUAACUUUGGUUUAUAUGACAUUGAUUUUGGGUGGGGAAAGCCGAUGUGGGUAAGCACUGUUGGUUCAAGCAACGAUUCGGAGGCCAUGUUCCCAAAUACGAUAAUUUUAAUGGAUACAAGAUCCGGCGACGGAAUAGAAGCAUGGGUUUCGUUAGAUAAAAAAGAUAUGACUAUAAUAGCACAAGACAAAGAACUUCUUGCUCUCGCUACUUUAGAUCCUAGUCCCAUAGAAUAGAAAAUGGUAUUUUUCACCAAUAGAGUCAAGUCAUAGGCUAAUAAGGAGUAAAUCUUCAAUUUUUUUUUUUUUUUUUUUUUCUGCCCUUAGAGUGAGAGUCCAUGUUUUAGAAGUCAAGACCCAAUUGAUCUUUUAUGUAAUCAGUAGUCUGUUGUUCUUCUAUUUAAAGGAGAAACUAUCAAUAAUAAAGGAUCGAUGAUGGUUGAUUACUAUCUUAAAACA
Messenger RNA from Corylus avellana, 1616 nucleotides. Its product is annotated as epi-neemfruitin B 7-O-acetyltransferse L7AT-like. The record is from RefSeq and is a predicted model, not a curated record. NCBI's taxonomy places the organism in Eukaryota, Viridiplantae, Streptophyta, Magnoliopsida, Fagales, Betulaceae.